Molecule: messenger RNA, 1019 nt
Organism: Lactuca saligna
Lineage: Eukaryota; Viridiplantae; Streptophyta; Magnoliopsida; Asterales; Asteraceae
Source: the annotation of a GenBank genome assembly
AACAUGUUAUUUUUUUCAUUAUAUUUAUCAACAUAGUUAUUUGAAACUUUGACAUAAAAUUUUGUUACCUUAUCUCUUUUCAAACGACAUACUUGAAGCUUUUUCAAUUCCAAUGGUGUUUUCUAAAAGCACAAUCUUAGUGAUUUUGCAGAUGUUGUUAUUAUGGAAUAGAUUCUUUUAUGUCAAUGGAUGCUAUACGUCCAUCAUCAGUUUUGGUGAAUUACUGGCUGACACGGGCAACAUUAAAAAGCUUGCCUCCGUGUCCCAUGCAAAGGUUCAGUCUCUUUGGCCGCCAUACGGUGAAACCUUUUUUCAUCAACCCACUGGUCGUGCUUCCAAUGGACGCCUCAUUAUUGACUUCCUUGCUGAGAGUCUAGGGCUACCAUUGAUACCGCCUUUUCUACAUGACAAUUAGAGUGACAAUGUGGUGUCGUUUGAACAAGGAAUUAAUUAUGCGGUGGUGUCUACAACAGCGUUGGAUACAUAUUUUCAUGAAACAAGAGGGACUAUUAAUCCUACAGCAAAUGUAUCUUUAGGAGUUCAAUUGGCAUGGUGUAAACAAUCAUUGCUUUCUAUUUGUAGUAACACUUCAGAUUGUAGAAACUUAAUUGGACGUUCUUUAAUCCUAAUGGGAGAGAUUGGUGGAACCAAUUACAACACUCCAAUAAUGCAAGAUAAAUCAAUCGACGAGGUUCAAUCAUACGUUCCCCUUGUUAUUGAUACCAUCAUCUCAGCAAUUAAUGAAGUAAUUGAUAUGGGCGCUCAAACAUUGGUUGUUCCAGGAAUCUUUCCAAUUGGGUGUUCUAGUUCAAUUCUAACAUUACGUGGUUCUCAAAACAAACAAGAGUAUGAUAACAUAACCGGUUGCCUCAUCAAGUUUAAUAAAAUUGCCGAAUACCACAAUGAAGUGGUGCAAGCAAAACUAAAACACCUUCGAGAGCUUCAUCCUAAUGUCAUCAUGAUCUAUGCUGAUUAUUACAAUGGUGCCAUGCAAAUUAUCUAUUCUCCAGUUAAAUUUG